AUGUUGAUUCAGACACCAAAUCUAUCACUCUGCACUCGGGUAUCAACGCCUUCCUUAUUUGUAGUCUCCUCAUUCAAUGAGCACGGUGGCCUUAUCGGCGAAUUUAGCCAGCUUAUCGCCAGGGGCUCAGAUCUCGUUGACCUGGAGAUCCUUGAGGUUACGGCAAACGAACACGAUGAUGCUAAAGUUGACGGUCUGUGUUCUUCGCAAAGCAAAAUGGAAAAGAUGGCCGAUGCUGCGCCGGAGAUGAACCCGCACGCUUUUCCACUGUCCAUACGGGAGCCCAGUUGUCAAAUUGAAUCUCACUCGCCUAUUCAAAGUGGGGAAAGCAUUUACCUGAACAGAGAUGGUGUCUCCUUGCCCUAUUCUUCGCUUCCGGUGCUCCCGGAGUCGCUUCUCAAUAGGAUUUUACGAUUCACAAGCAUAAAGUUGGGUCCAAAUUCUGUUCAGGUGCACGAAAAUGCUGCUCGAAGCAUUUUGGAUCUUAUUCGAUCCCAAUUUGACCUAAAAUCGAUCUCAUGUGUUGCGCUUCAGGUUGAUGUCUCCAGAAAUGGCGCUAUUGCACUUGCCACGGCAAGAAUGCUCCUUAAUCUUGGCGUUUCCACGGUGGUUGGUAUAUCGAGGCGUUUUCCUCUUGUAGAUGAAAAGCACUUCAAUUUCCAAGCGGAUUUGGCAAUAAAAAACGGAUUCAAAUGGACUACCGUCGCUUCGAUCACCUCGCCAGACCUGGUCAUUACAGGGCUUUCAAACACCGACUUGCCGGCUCCGGAAAUAUUGAAAAAUGUGCCUGCAUCAAACAUAAUUUCCAUAGGAAUGCCCCUAAAGGCUUCCAAUCGAAAUAUUCAUGUCGAUUUGAUCCUGCCCACUUCUCUUUCUAUGGAGUAUUCCAACCAAAGGCUUUACAUUGUCGACAUUGGAAUCUCAUCUCGAAUCGUAAAAAUGUAUUUACAGAAAUCUAUACCCUCAAUUCCGACCGGGCUUAUUGAUUUUUUGUUUGCGCAAUCCUCCUUUAUUCAUCUUGCCAGAUGA
Mitosporidium daphniae is the source of this 1029-nucleotide messenger RNA. RefSeq lists its product as uncharacterized. Lineage: Eukaryota; Fungi; Microsporidia. The transcript has a single exon. The record is from RefSeq and is a predicted model, not a curated record. The coding region runs from base 1 to 1029 and encodes 342 amino acids.